Portunus trituberculatus (swimming crab) is the source of this 2907-nucleotide messenger RNA. RefSeq names its product acetylcholine receptor subunit alpha-like 1. NCBI's taxonomy places the organism in Eukaryota, Metazoa, Arthropoda, Malacostraca, Decapoda, Portunidae. The coding region runs from base 281 to 2074 and encodes 597 amino acids. Gene Ontology annotation, biological process: nervous system process; monoatomic ion transmembrane transport; regulation of membrane potential. Gene Ontology annotation, molecular function: transmembrane signaling receptor activity; acetylcholine-gated monoatomic cation-selective channel activity. Gene Ontology annotation, cellular component: postsynaptic membrane; neuron projection; synapse. The transcript is spliced from 6 exons. The record is from RefSeq and is a predicted model, not a curated record.
UCUGUGUGUGUCUGUGGGUGUGUCAGGGUGUGUCUUUAGGGGCGAGAGCAGAGCGAGCGUGCGGUCCCUGCCGAGGCCCCGAGCGGAGUGGCGAGCCUCGGUGGGAGUGCGUGCGGCAGGAGGCCCCGAGCGGGGACGGAGUGCGCGAGUGAGGAGCCCUGGCGGUGUGGUGGCACUGGCGGUGGUGGUGCGGCGCGCGUGUGUGGUGAAGGAAGGUGGACGUCAGUAUGCCGCUGGCCAGUGAGGGGAGCGGGCUGCUGUCGUACGCCCCCGACACGCCAUGGGGGCCGCGCCACUCUACUGGAGGGGGGCAGCGCUCGGAGGGACUCUCGGCCCGCUGCCUCUAGGGGCACCUCCCGCGGCCGCUGAGUGGACACAAUACACUGUUUGCGACAGAACCGGUGGGGGGCGGUGGCCUCGUGGUGCGGGUGGUGGUAGUGGUGGUCAUGGUGGUGGUGGUGGUGGUAGGGGGGGGUGUGGGCGUGCAUGGGCGUGGGUGGUGGUGGCGGUAGCAUGGGCGGCUGUGCUGGCGCCCACAUGCCACGCCAACCCGGACGCCAAGAGACUCUACGACGACCUGCUCAGCUCCUACAACCGCCUCAUCCGCCCCGUGGGGAACAACUCCGACAGACUCACCGUCAAGCUGGGACUCAAACUCUCCCAACUCAUCGACGUGAAUCUCAAAAAUCAAAUCAUGACAACAAAUGUUUGGGUGGAACAGGAGUGGCGGGACUACAAGCUGGUGUGGGAGCCGGAGGAGUAUGGGGGCGUGGAGAUCCUUCACGUCCCUUCUGAGCACAUUUGGCUGCCUGACAUCGUGCUCUACAAUAAUGCUGACGGCAACUACGAGGUGACCAUCAUGACUAAGGCUGUGCUGCACUACGACGGGCGGGUCACCUGGAAGCCUCCCGCCAUUUACAAGUCCUCGUGUGAGAUUGAUGUUGAAUUCUUUCCCUUCGAUCAACAGACGUGCUUCAUGAAAUUCGGGUCCUGGACCUAUGAUGGGUACAUGGUGGAUCUGCAGCACCUCCACCAGCAGCGAGGAAGCAACCUGGUGGACCCCGGCAUUGAUCUGAACGACUACUACAUCUCAGUGGAGUGGGACAUUCUGAAGGUGCCCGCCCUCAGGAACGAGCGCUUCUACCCGUGCUGCCAGGAGCCCUACCCUGACAUCUACUUCAACAUCACCAUGAGACGCAAGACGCUCUUCUACACCGUGAACCUCAUCAUCCCCUGCGUAGGCAUCUCCUUCCUCUCCGUGCUGGUGUUCUACCUGCCCUCAGACUCCGGGGAGAAGGUGUCCCUCUGUAUCUCCAUCCUGCUCUCCCUCACCGUGUUCUUCCUCCUGCUGGCGGAGAUUAUCCCCCCCACCUCCCUCGCCGUGCCGCUGCUGGGCAAGUACCUGCUCUUCACUAUGAUCCUCGUCACGCUCUCCGUCAUGGUCACCAUAGGGGUGCUCAACGUCAACUUCCGGUCCCCCUCCACGCACAAAAUGGCCCCCUGGGUGCGCAAGGUAUUCAUUGACCUCCUGCCCAAGUUCCUGUGGGUGGAGCGGCCCAGCAAGGAGGACGAGGGACCCGACGAGGUGACGGCGGGCGGCGACACGUCCUUCACGCCCUCCAGCGACGGGUUCGACAAGUUCCCCUUCGAUGACCACCCGUACGACAUCCCGGCCAUCCCGCCCUCGCCCUACGACCGCGACAGGUACGGGGACGACCACCUGCCGCUGCCCGCCCCGGAGUGCCACGCCCAGGUGCACGCUCCCGAGGCCGCUUUCGUGCAGGAGCUGGACGAUCCGCGGCCCUACAACGACCACCGCACCCUCAGGAGUAUUGAGUACAUAGCGCAGCACAUGAGGAACGUGGACUCCUUUUCAGAGAUCGAGGAUGACUGGCGGUAUGUGGCAAUGGUGCUGGAUCGCCUCUUCCUGUGGAUCUUCAUGGUGGCGUGUGUCUUGGGAACCUGCGGCAUUAUCUUCCGGGCGCCUUCCCUCUAUGACACCACCCUGCCCAUCGACAUCCAGCUGUCCAAGGUGGCUCAGCGGCGCAGGGACAUCAUGGGCCCCGAGGAAUAAUGGCUAGCUGUUGUAGUUCUUAUAUCGCGGCGUUGUUUUUUGUACCGCCAUCCGGGAGAAAGUUUCUGACAGGGGGUUUUCGUGAAGACGUUUCGUGAAUGAUGCUGAUGAUGAUGGUUAUGAUGUGUGGUGCUUGAGCGAUCAUUGUGUUGGUGAUGGUUCAUUAAGUACAACAAACUCGUGGGGAGAAAAUAAAUAAUAAAAAAGAGAGAUAAACAGUUGAACCGAGACGUAAAAGGUUAUAUAUAGACAUUCAUAUUAACACUCAACAGUCACUUGGUCUGCGUUUAAGACAGACAAGUGAAGAGGGUUCCGAUGCGCGCGGCGUGUGGUGCCCGCGAUGCAAGACUAGCGAAGUGUUAAUUGUUGUCACAGGUGAACGUGUUGGCGUGAACGUGACGCGCGUGUGCCGGUGUGUCUGGCCGCGCGUGACGGCAGGCAGGCGCGGCGCAGGCUGGAAUGCACGCCGCCAACUGGAGGAAAGGGGAAAUAUAAUGCUCAAAAUCUCGAACAAAACAUAUUAGCUGCUAGAGUUUACGUUCAGCAUUUAUUUUUGUAUGUUACGUAGAUGAUGUGGUUCAAUUGUUUCAGCCGCCGACGCCGCCAUCUUGUCCUGAGAGGCGAGGUGCGUGGGUGUCUGUAAGGCUUCUUCUUCUUCUUCUUCCUCUUCUUCUUCUCUUCUUAUCACCUUCCUUUCUCUUGCAUCUCUAGGUAUCGAGGGAUUUUAAGUUCAGGUGAGUCGUUUAAGGCGACUUGAUAUUCUCUCUCUCUCUCUCUCUCUCUCUCUCUCUCUCUCUCUCUCUCUCUCUCUCUCUCUCUCUCUCUCUCUCUCU